Molecule: messenger RNA, 1010 nt
Organism: Canariomyces notabilis
Lineage: Eukaryota; Fungi; Ascomycota; Sordariomycetes; Sordariales; Chaetomiaceae
Exons: 1
Coding region: 317-796 (159 amino acids)
Source: RefSeq, a predicted model, not a curated record
GCAGUCAUGAGAGGUCAUAUUAAAGUAUCUUUGAGUUUUCUAUUUUUAGCCGCGGCGUAGUUGUCCCCUUCAUCCAGUCUACAACAAUACUUAGUAUCCCCUCAGCUUAUGUCUCGUCCAGGCGGGCAACAACUGAAAAGCCAACCUAAACUCGACUAGGCCAUCUAUCCUGUCAACAUCACCUCCAGUCAGCGUUGAGGCAGUACAAGCAACCCGAGAUAUCCAACAUAUCACUCCACUUCACCCCAUUGGGAUUGGCAUUGAGACACGCAUCCCCCAAACCAAAACCAAAACCAAAACCAAAACCAAAACCAAAAUGCCCUCCAUUCUCACCACUCUCACCCUCACCAUCACCCUCGCCCUCGCGAUUAUUACCACCGCCACCGCGACCACCGGCGCCGGCAACACGCCCGGACACCGCCUCAACAAGCGCUGCUCCCCACGCUACGACCCGGAUUUAGCCCUCGGCUACGACCCACCAGCGCCAUGCUGGCAGACGUUUGACCCUGCGUGCCGGCCCUUUCUGGCCGAGGGGACCGAGAUGACGCUCGACGCGGCGCACGGGCUGGCCGUCGUGUACGGCGUGUCGGAGCACUGCAAGACACAAAUCGUCGAGGAGCUGCGGCGCGAGGCCGCGGGCGGGAAGAACUACGACUGGGUCCAGAAGCAUGGUACUCUGACGGUUAUCCCCGGGCCGGGGGCUGAUGGUAGUGGUAACUAUAUUCUGGUUAUUUCCAAUAUGUCGGAGCAGGCUGUGGCGAGGUAUACCGGGUUGACGUACCUCUCUUGGCCUUAGGGCAUCGGCUCGUCCGAGCUGUGACGCGUGGAAGAGGGGGUUGGAGAUUAGAGGGUUAAAGAAAGUGGCUGCGGUGGUACAAGGUAUUUCGUGGUGCAAUUGGUUUGAGGGUGGGAUAGUUGAUGGGGUUAGGUCACUUGGUGUGCACUAUGGUAUAUCAACGGCUUUACUGCAAUCAAGAUUGUAUGCGGUUAUGCUAAUCUUGAGUCUCUAA